AUGUCCCAAAGUUUGGGUCAACACAUGUAUUUGAACCGAAAGGUGAUCCUCAAGACAGUCAAGUCUUCACACAUCGGUUCCCUUAAAUGCAUCGAUCCGUUGACCCAAACCAUCGCUCUGGUGGUCGCCGGCGACACCACCUCUGCAUCCGAUGCCGGCGACGGAUCCAACAAAUCAAAGCUCAUUUUGGCAAUGAGUCACGCCAUCAGAUCCAUUGAGUUGUGUUCGGCCAUCGAUGGCGUGAUUCGGGCCAUCGCUAGUCUCGAAGACAAUGACGUGACAAACGCUGGCUUAGGAUCUAAUCUGAAUCUUAACGGUUGCGUUGAAUGUGACGCCAGUCUAAUGGAUGGCCAGUCACUGAAUUGGGGAGCCGUCGGCGCUCUUCACGGCAUUAAGAAUCCGAUCAAAGCGGCCGAAUGUGUGCUCACGGGUCAGACCAGACAACAGCCGUGUGGUCUCAUUGCACCCAACUUUCUGGUGGGAGAGGGGGCCAGAAGUUACGCUCUCAACAAUGGUUGUGUGGCUUCAGAACUAUUAACUGAGCGAUCGCAACAAUCGUAUAAUAAAUACAAACGACUUCUUGAUAGUGAAACGAGUGAUGAGUCUUUGAACGCCAAACAUAAACGUCUGGACACAGUGGGCGCCAUAUGUGUGGACUGGGCCGGCAAUGUGGCCGCCGGUGCCUCUAGUGGUGGCAUUCAUCUGAAGCCUUCGGGACGAAUAGGACAGGCAUCAAUGAUGGGAUGCGGUGUUUGGGCGCAGAAUUGCAUUGCCGUCACGACCACCGGUACGGGAGAAUACUUGACCAAAACUAUGUUCGCUAAAGAAUGUGCCAAUCAUUUGCUUAACACAAACUCACCGUUACUUCAAGGCAUAGCGAGAGAGAACAGACUCGGAGGAGUGUUAGCCCUCUAUCACGACAAGGAAUCGACACACACUGAGCUAUUGUGGGGUCACAGCACUCACUCCAUGUGUAUCGGAUAUAUGGGCUCUCACUCUAAACCCAAAGCAUUCAUAUCUCAAUUGCCGACUGAAUCUAAACCCGGACUUGAUUUUAAAGUCGAAGCAAUCAAUGAUUAGUUAAUUACAAAUAUUUUAAUAAACUAUUUAUUUAAUGAUUUUGUUUAUAAUAAAGAAGUUA
Messenger RNA from Medioppia subpectinata, 1141 nucleotides. NCBI's taxonomy places the organism in Eukaryota, Metazoa, Arthropoda, Arachnida, Sarcoptiformes, Oppiidae. The record is from the annotation of a GenBank genome assembly.